CUCAGCGCCAGAGAGCUUUGCCACGUGCAUCCCUGUGGCUCCGUCCCAUCGUAGUCAGGAGGAGGUGAGCGACUUUCCUGUCUUCGGAGAAAAGCCUCCGCUUCGUGGAUGCCGAGUCUGACGGCAUACUCGUCUCGCCGCCUGGCGCCAAAGCUCACCGACCGAUUCGACGCAGCUGCCCUCGGGCUCUCCUCUUUAUGUGGCUGGUGCGUUGGAUCAUGGCCAGUUGAAAGGUGAGGGGCUGGAGGCUUGCCUCUCUUGCGCUUCAGACGGGGCGUGCGCUUCAGAACUUUGGACAGUGGCGGGCUGUCGGGCUCAGGCGGUGCAGAUCCCACGAUGGAACUGAGGAAGUGUGAGGGGAGAGGCUUUCGGGAGCGGGGUGAGGUUGACCGUUGAGUUCGAACAGAUAUGGAUGGCUUGGUUCGCCGACGAGAGGAGGGCAGCGCCAUGGUAGGGGAGGGACGGGCCAAAAAGAAGUCGAGAUGAUCGCAAUUUGGGGGAACCGACCGGCCUUCCCUCCCCCCGAAUACCGACCAACGAGCCUUGUCUGAGCUGCACUGCCUUCUGUCUGACCCUCUCUGCCUGCCACCUACCUUGCCUGUGAUCCGUCCGUUGUCUGUGCCUUAAACUUCUUGGGUCCUCUUUCCCAGCCCCAGCCAGCGCCAUCCAUGAUGAAGUUGACCCCCGUGCUCCUGGUGUCACUGGGCCUGUUCAUCUCCACCCCCCUCUCUGCAUUCAUGCUCGACGCCGACCAGCCUGACGCGCCGGGCGGGCAGGCACAAGUCGACUGGGGUACGUCACGUCACCGACGAUUCGUCAGUGCAAACGUGCAUCUCCUUGCUGUUUUGCGGGCUGCAGGCGACACCGAUGCCAAUACAACCGAUGCCGGCGCCGCUGGCGAAGAAGAGAGAGUGUCUGUGGGUGCCGCUGAGGGGGACGUCGCUGAAGGGCCGGCAGUCCACAGCGAGAUAUGUCACGAGCUUUCUGUCGACUCCAGCAGCAGCCGCACCAAGAGCAUGCUCAACGGCAUUGCUCAGCUCUCCAACGAUUUCAACGAAGACGAUAUCGUCAGAUACACACACGGUCAGCCGCGUCCGGCGGAGUCGACGGACAUACUGACCGACCGAUAGAUAAACCACUGCCCGAGGCGCACCUAUGUGUGUUGUGGCAUGCAUGCCUGUCUGUCUGUAUGGGUGCACUGCAGUGUGGAAUGGCCUGCAGGCGAAUGAGAAGGCCAAGUUGAAGGCCGAGGAUGAAAUCAAAAACAAGACAAUGGAGGAGACCAAAACCAUGAGCGGAUUCGGUACACACACACACACACACACUGCGUCACAAUACCUUCCUUACAUGUCGUCUCUUGUCGUCCAUAUUGCUUUGGGCGUCAGAGAAUGUGCUGCAGCAGCUGGGCACCCUCCUUGGCGGCGGCAAGCCGGCGAGCGCCCAGGCGUCCCUCGCGCAGCUGCGUCGCGUCGACCACAGCCACACGGACACCCCGAUGGGCCGUGCUCUGGCUGCGAUGAGCAGGCCUUCGCUCAGACGGUUGACGGCCUGA
Molecule: messenger RNA, 1552 nt
Organism: Vitrella brassicaformis
Lineage: Eukaryota; Vitrellaceae
Source: the annotation of a GenBank genome assembly